Molecule: messenger RNA, 1924 nt
Organism: Pelodiscus sinensis (Chinese soft-shelled turtle)
Lineage: Eukaryota; Metazoa; Chordata; Testudines; Trionychidae
Source: RefSeq, a predicted model, not a curated record
UGACAGACCGACAGACGUGGGCGUCACUCUGCCAAUGCAUCGUGUGCCCCUCCGAGCUGGGUGUGAGAAGUAGAAACAGAGUCUUGAUAGCAACGUUCCGGUGAUUCCUGGAGACUACCCCUGGGGCUCAGCCGGUACAGACUUAUCAGUGAGAAGGCCUGUCCCCAAAAGAGUUUACAGGCUCGCGGGCUGAGGGGGGAACAUAACACACAAGCAGAGUGGUCAAAACAACGAAACACCUUUGUUACCUCCUCAGUUUCUUCUCUCGUUCUGUCCCGCUGGGGGCUGCUUGCGUGUCAUUACAUCUCAGGAACUGAUAAAUGGCAAGUGAUUAAUUCUCACCCAUCUGCCCGCCAUGUAAACCCAAUUGCUUCUGCAUGGUGCUGCCGUUGAGACACACAAGUGGGCGCUGAUGGGUUGCCAGGGCACUGGACAUCGCAGCGGCUGGUGACGGUCCACGGUGCAAUAUACCGAGUGCUAGUGUCCAUCCCUGGGCUGGGCACUAGCCUUUCUGCCCCCACGCAGAUGAAUCAGGCUGCACUCUCUCUUCCGACAGGGGGUGCUCAUGUUCGAAUUCCAGCCCCUGAAAGUCGGGGAGGUCAGUGGGCGCUUGGUGCUCCAGAGCAGCGACUUGGGCUCUUUCCAGUACGACCUGAACCUGAAAGCCACUGCAGCCAGGCCCGAGAAGCCGCUGUACUUCCAUGCCAUGCUGGGCAGCAGCCAGAGCAUCACCACCAAGUUCAUUAACUACACCCGGCAGAGAACGGAGUAUACCAGCAAGAUCGAUGGCUCAGAUUUCCACACGGAUAAAAUGAUCAAUGCUCCCCCAGGCUCACAGGGGGGCGCAGAGGUCAGCGUGGACGUAACCUAUGAACCCUACCAGCUGGGUGAAUCGAGAGCAACGCUCCUCCUGUCUUCCCCCAUCGGCGGAGAAUACAACAUCCCGCUCUUCGGUGUGUCGGUGCCCCCCAAGCCACAGGGCCCCUUUCAGAUCAAGGCUGGCUCCAACACAGCCAUUCCCUUCAAGAACGUGUUCCUGCAGCACACGGCCUUCACCUACAGCGUGGAGAACCCAGCUUUUACCGUAAAGGCCGUUGAGACCAUCCGCUCCAAGAAGAGCAUCUUUAUCACCGUCAGCUUCGAGGGGAAUCCGAGCGGCAGCAAGAUGCCCGUCACCAGCAAGCUAGUCGUCUCCUGCGCUCGGGCAUCGGGCAUGGGGGCAGGUAUUUCCUGGGUUUACUACUUAAAGGGCAUAACCCCUGAGAAAUGACCUAGUGACGUGCAGCAGUGCCCCAUUUCUUAAACAGGCAUCCCCCUCCCCCUCCAUGGCCAAGCCACGUGCAACUCCAAGUGCAGCCAUGCAUCUCCUCGGGCUGAACCCUAAUGUUCUUCAUGUCCCUCCCCACCUCAGUCCAGAUCUGAAACUCUUCAACACAGACAUGCCUUGGUGGUGAAAAGCAGCACCAGAAUCUUCCCCCCGCUGCCUGCCAGGAUCUGCACGCCUGCUGCAACCACCGGGUGGGGUGACCUCAAGGGGACACGGGGCAGGCACACAUGCUCACGGUGUAGAACAGGGCUUGCUGUUGAAAACUCCCACCAAAGAGCAAGCCAAUAGAUCGCAUUAUUACUGAAAUGGCCUGGCAGGCAUAUCAUUGUCCAUGGCCUGAUUUAGUAGUCAAAUUCUAUGAAACUUGCCAUGAGGCAAGUGGAGAAGAUCCCAGCUAUCUGAGUAUGUGGUCUGACUCCAUGUCAAUUUAUCCUCCCUCAGUUGCUAGCUACCAAUACAAUUUCCUUCCUGUUGCCUUCCAAACCCAAACAUUCCUGCCCAAAGGAGGAGUCACUUACUGUGGGGCUGUGUCUAGACUGCAUCCCUUUUCCGUAAAAGGGAUGCAAAUUAGACACAGCCCAAUUGCAAAUGAAGCGG